AAAGAGGAGGAGAGAGACAGAGAAGGAGAUAGAGUGGGCACCAUACAGCCACAUACACUCCACAUAAAGACAUUGAGACAAAUGCUAGGAAUCCAGAAGCCACGCCAACGUGCCAGGUUUAGAAAGACAAGGAUGGCCGCAGCGAUUUCUGCCCGUAUCUAGUGAAGCCCACCUAACCUCUGAAGCCCACCUAAACACAACUCUACAGACCGGAGUCGAUACAUUUUCCAACUGCUCAGCGUGUCCAGCUAAACCCACCCCCCUAGACCUGCUGCGUGGGACACAGACUGGGAGAAAGAGGAGAGAGGGGAAGAGGAAGACCAGCGGCAGGUCAGGAAAGAGACUUGAGCGGCGCCUCCGAGGAGCCAUGAGGACGGCCAGGCGGGCCAGCACCGUGGAGGUGCCCUCCUUCCUCCGCCAGCUGGCCAAGGAGACAGAGAAGAUGGUCACCUUCUUCUUUAAGGGGGGACAGAGAGACGGCCAGGAGGGGAGCGAAGAGGACUCCAGUGAUGAGGAUAACGGGCCAAGUGUCUACCUGGACCGGCCCAUCCUGGAGAAACACGCGACCGAGGGAGGGUCUCAGUGGGGGUUGAACUAUGCAACGGCCAGCAUGCAGGGCUGGAGGGCGCAGAUGGAGGACGCCCACGCCUGCAUGCCGGAGAUGGGAGGGGAGCUGGCGGAGUGGGGCUACUAUGCAGUGUUUGAUGGACACGCUGGCAACACGGUGGCACAGUACUGCUCCCGCAAUCUGCUGCAACACAUCCUCGCUACAGGGCGCGUAAAGGCAGAGGAGAACCCUGAUGACGUGAAGGAGGGGAUCAUCGAGGGCUUCCUGGCCAUUGACAGCCACAUGCACACGCUGACGCGCCAGGAAUGCUGGGAGCGCAGCGGCUCCACGGCGGCCGUCGUCAUGCUCUCGCCGCAGUACGUCUACUUCGUCAACUGUGGCGACUCGCGGACGCUCCUCUGCCGCGACGGCCAGGUCAUCUUCUACACGGAGGACCACAAGCCCGUCAACCCCAGGGAGAAGGAGCGAAUACAGAACGCAGGCGGCUCGGUGACCCAGCAUAGGGUGAACGGCUCCCUGGCCAUGUCCAGGUCCCUGGGAGACUUUGACUUUAAGGAGGUGGAGUGGAGGUCCCAGACUGAGCAGCUGGUUUCCCCAGAGCCAGAGGUGUAUGAGCUGGAGAGGUCCCCGCAAGACGAGUUCCUCAUAGUGGCUUGUGACGGCGUGUGGGACGCCAUCGGCAACGAGGAUCUGUGUGCAUUCGUCCGCAGCCGCCUGCAGGUUUGCAAUGAUCUGAGGGAGAUAUGCAACCAGGUCAUUGACCUCUGCCUCUAUAAGGGUAGUUUGGACAACAUGAGCAUCAUCAUCGUGACCUUCCCUGGCGCACCCCAGGUUUCACAAGAGGCCCUACAACAAGAGGCCGAGCUCGAGACACUCCUCGAGGCCAAAGUGGAAGAGAUAGUAAAUUUGCUAAGGUCGGAGGACAAGGACCCUGACCUGCUGUAUGUGAUGAAGUUUCUGGUCUCUGAGGACAUACCUGGCCUGCCACCUGGGGGAGGAGUCACCAGCAAAAGAGACUGUGUCAUCUCUGCGUAUCAGAAGUUUGUAACGCCCUCCAGAUCUCUGGAACCAAUGGACAUCGGAGGAUCUGAAGAAUCCAACUAGUCGUUUCCAUGUAAAUGUAUUAUGUAGCCUCACGUAUCCAUGGUGACCAAUUCCAACUGGGGACUCUUUUCAGCUGAGGAAUCAGCCAAUGGCUAAAUAAAGAAAUAUGGUGGGAGGGGGUUUGACCUGGGCCUGCCCUUAGCCAAUCAUCUCUUCUCUGUUCCUCAUGUGCACUGUCUAUCAACAAGUCUACUGUAUCUUUAGAAAAUAUCAAAUAGUUGGCAUUUUCCAAGAAGGGAAGAAUGACAUAUUCCAAAACUAUUCUUUAAAAUGCAUGACAAUUAGAUAGAAUAUUUUCUAACAACACUUUACAGUGCCUGAGUAGAUCUGGUUACUUUUCUUGAAGACUAGAAGCUUGUGAAUAAGGCUGAUCAAGUGGUUUCAUUUAAAAGCUAAUUGAUAUGUUUAAGCGGUGCGCAACUCCAUACUACAGCUGUAAAUCAAGUUGACCAAACACCCCUUCAACCAUCGCAGACCAGCGAAGGCUCCGAUACGGAUGUGUCCUGUGAUGGCAUGGCCUACACUAAAUAAUCUGCAGAAUCCUGUGAGGGAACAUAGGUGACAUGAAUAGAUGAAUAGUGUGUGUGUGUGUGUGUGUGUGUGUGUGUGUGUGUGUGUGUGUGUGUGUGUGUGUGUGUGUGUGUGUGUGUGUGUGCGUGCGUGCGUGCGUGCGUGCGUGCGUGCGUGCGUGUGUGUGUGCGUGUGCGUGUGUGUGUGUGUGUGUGUGUGAGAGAGAGAGAGAGAGAGAGAGAGCAGAGGAUAACAUGGGGUGUGGGAUUAUUGUCAAACAUACUGUACCCCAUAAAAUGUAACCUUUUUGCAGUUUAAAGCACAGAUGCUCACAGCUAGACAUGAUUUAGACCAGUGUGAUGCGUAAAGUAGUACAGCUAUAGGUAAAUCGCUUUGCUGUUUGCAUGUUUUCAUUGUGCUGCCUUACAAAACUCUCUCAAAACUCUCAAACGGAUGAACAUAGUAACUGUAUUCCAUGACAGAGGUCAAAAUGAGCUAGACUAUAGAUCAAACACCGCUGCAGUAUGUCUGUUUGAAUUCUAUGAAAUCAGAAGGAAAUAGGAUCCAAGACCAUUCGACAGCACUACAGGUUACUAUGAGAUCUUUCACAAUCGCAUGUCAAUUGGGGCAAUAAAUUCAUGAAAUAGAAUAACAUUCUGUGAACAAUGUUGUUCUGUUGUUUUUGAUGGAGCGGAGUGAGCUCUUACUCCUGAAAUGUUUGAUUUACUAUCCAAUUACAGCCUUCAGAUGGAUAGAUACUGCACUACAGGGUUAGACUAAGGACCAAGGGAGAAUAAGACAACACAGUUCCAUAACCAACCAUUGAUAUUGUCCCACAACUGUCUUUUGGCCAGUUGUAUGCAUCGAAACCAGGGGUGUCAAACUCAUUCCAUGGAGAGCCUGUGUAUUUCCUAGCACCAGUAUAUCUUACAAUAGCCUUUUCAACAGUAAUAGAAAGAUCAAGGUAUUGGGUUGAAUUUCGGACCAUUUAAUCAUCUUAUUGCAACAUGGAGUUAUUAGCCAUCUAACACCCGCGCAGGGUUGGAUGUCACCCAGUAUGGUGUUGGUUGUUACAAUGUUUGGUAGGAGUUUAAUUCAUUUUGGUAACAAGAAAUUAAGCAAUGUAGCUUAGUCUUAAAUAAUAGUCAAGCUUUUUCUAUGACGAUCAAAAUUCAGCAUUUUAAUGCCGUGAGAUUAGCAUAUGACUUUUAGUAAAUUGUUUGCACAUGUUGUCACGACUUCCUCCGAAGUUGGUCCCUCUCCUUGUUCGGGCGGCGUUCGGCGGUGACGUCACCGACCUUCUAGCCAUCGCCGAUCCACUUAUCAUUUUUCCAGUGGUUUUGUCUUGUCUUCCAUCACACCUGCUUCUAAUUCCAUCAAUUACAUGUUGUGUAUUUAACCCUCUGUCCCCCCCCAUGUCCUUGUUUGGAAUAGUUUUAUGUAGUGCUUGUGCAACGGUAUGCUGGUGAUUACUGAGUUUUGUUUGACCCAUUUCAUGUUUUGUUCUGUUGACGGUGGUUCAUGUUUCAUUGAUAUAGGAAAAUUGCAUUUGUGUGUGUUAGGCAGUGGCGACCCGUCAUUCAGGGCAGGUCAUUUUGGUAUUGAUACGUGUCACAUGUCAGUUUGCAAACAGUGUACGUAAAAAAAAAUAAAAAAACGUCAUUGAGUUAAUAA
Messenger RNA from Oncorhynchus keta (chum salmon), 3856 nucleotides. Its product is annotated as protein phosphatase 1A-like. The record is from RefSeq and is a predicted model, not a curated record. NCBI's taxonomy places the organism in Eukaryota, Metazoa, Chordata, Actinopteri, Salmoniformes, Salmonidae. The coding region runs from base 368 to 1672 and encodes 434 amino acids. The transcript is spliced from 6 exons. Gene Ontology annotation, biological process: positive regulation of canonical Wnt signaling pathway; protein dephosphorylation; positive regulation of canonical NF-kappaB signal transduction. Gene Ontology annotation, cellular component: cytosol; nucleus. Gene Ontology annotation, molecular function: manganese ion binding; magnesium ion binding; protein serine/threonine phosphatase activity.